AUGUCGAACGUACAGGACAAGCCGCUCAAUGAGCUCCUCUCCCGCUCCAUGGUCGACAUCUACAUCGGCCCUGAAAAUACGCACUGGAUCCUGCACGAAAAGCUACUCUGCCACCACUCGCCCUUUUUCCGCAAAAUCUUCUACUCCAAGACCUCGUCACACUCCUCGACGCAAUCCUUUGGCCUUCCCGACGAAGAAGACACGCCCUUCAAAACGUUUGUCGGUUGGCUGUACAGCGCCUCCCUCCCCGUGCCGCGCGAAGAAGCCGACCUAGGCACCCUCUUCGACCUCUAUCUCAUGGCGGAAAAGUUCCAGAUCCCAGCCCUCGUCGCCGACGUGCUGCAGGUUGUGCGCGAGUGGUACAAGUACAGCGACACGUAUCCCGGCUUGCGGCGCGUGCAGUACAUUUAUGCAAACACGGAGGAGACGAGCCCGAUGCGGUGUAUGCUCGUCCACAGCGUGGCGCGGCUCAUGGUAUUGGAGAAGGGGAUCCCGGCGCAUUGGGACAAGGCGCUGCGGAAGAACGGGCAGUUGGCCGUGGAUAUCAUCCGUGCGAUUCAGGAGUGGAGGUUGGAGGAGGAGGUUGUGCCUGAUGCGCGGGAGGACCCGGAGCAGGGCGAGGAGUUGGUGGAUGUCGAGGGCGAGACGGACAGGUUGGAUCAUGAGGCUGAGAUGGAGAUUGAGGGACGUGGUGGGGGGGAGGAGCAGGAGGAGGAAGAGCAGGAGGCGGCGGAGCAACACCGGGACGACGCAGAUGAUAGUGAAGUCACCGUGGUUGAUAGUCCUAUUGGCGAUGAAAACAGCAAGAGCAAGAGCAAGAGCAAGAGCAAGAACCUGUCGUCGGACAAGAACGCUUCUUCGGGGCCGACAUCAAGGCCGGAUGCAAGGGAGACCGAGCAGAAGCAUGCCCAUCUCGGCAAGAAGUUUGAGCAGUUUAGCCUCGAGGAGAUUCCGAAUGGGAUUCAAGGCGGUGACUUUGGCACGUUGGCGUGA
Plenodomus lingam JN3 is the source of this 993-nucleotide messenger RNA. Lineage: Eukaryota; Fungi; Ascomycota; Dothideomycetes; Pleosporales; Leptosphaeriaceae. The record is from RefSeq and is a predicted model, not a curated record.